GGGAAGGCAAGGCUCAGCAGCCCGAGGAGGACGCGGGUCCGCGCCUUUCAUGCUCCGCCCAGGCUGACGGCAGCCGGGAGGAAUGCGCUUCCGGAGGCGAUGAGGGAGCCGCGGCGGCGCUUGCAGGCCUGGACCUUCCCUCCGCUUGGCUCUGCAGAUGGUGCGGUGGGAAGGAGCGGCUCUGCGAGGCGAGGCGGGCGGGACGGCGCAGCCCUCACCCCCACGGCGGCGGCGGAGGCGCUGCUCUGAGUAAGGCCCGGCCAGGCCAGGCCCGCCCCGGAACGCCGCGAGGGGGGAAGCGGCGGCGGCGGCAGCACUGAGGAGGCGUCUCGCGGCCAGGGAGGAAGAGAACGGGAUCCCGCCCCGCCGCCAACGUCGCCGAGCCCUCGAGGGAAGGGGGGCCCUUUAUAGCAGAGCCUCGGCCAUGGCACAGGCAAAUUUCAAGUUGUUCAUCUGGUUUGGCUUAUUAAACUGCUUUAUCGUCUGUGGAUUUGCCCAGCAAGGUGGGAGCAAUUGUAUAAAAGUUAAUGCAAAAUCAUGUGCUGACUGCAUUCAAGCUGGACCAAACUGUGGAUGGUGCAAAAAUAUAAGCUUCCUUCAAGAUGGAGAAUCUACUUCAGCGCGAUGUGAUGACUUAGACGUUUUAAAAAGUAAGGGCUGCCCUCAAGAGGAAAUAGAAAAUCCCAGAGGCUCUCAAGAGAUGCUCAAAAAUAAGGAGGUAACAAAUCGUGCCAAAGGAUCUGCUGAAAGUCUCAAAGAGGAAAACAUCACUCAGAUACAACCGCAGCAAGUGGCCUUAAAGCUACGAAUAGGGGAACCACAGACCUUUUCAUUAAAAUUUAAGAGAGCAGAAGAUUACCCUAUUGAUCUGUAUUACCUUAUGGAUCUCUCCUACUCCAUGAAAGAUGACUUGGAGAAUGUAAAAAGUCUUGGAACUUCUCUGAUGAGUAAAAUGAAGAAUAUCACUUCAGAUUUUCGAAUUGGUUUCGGUUCUUUUGUGGAAAAAACUGUAAUGCCUUACAUUAGUACCACACCAGCCAAACUCAAGAACCCAUGCACAGGUGAUCUUAACUGUACAAGUCCUUUUAGCUACAAAAAUGUGCUCAGUCUUACUGGCAAUGGAACCCUAUUCAAUAAACUUGUAGGCAAACAGCACAUUUCUGGCAAUUUGGAUUCUCCUGAAGGUGGAUUUGAUGCAAUAAUGCAAGUUGCUGUUUGUGGUGAAAAAAUUGGAUGGCGAAAGGAUGUCACUCGAUUGUUGGUGUUUUCCACGGAUGCUGGAUUCCAUUUUGCUGGAGAUGGGAAACUUGGAGGAAUUGUUUUGCCAAACGAUGGACAAUGUCAUUUAGAUAACAACAUGUACACGAUGAGCCAUUAUUACGAUUAUCCCUCCAUUGCUCAUCUUGUUCAGAAACUAAGUGACAAUAAUAUACAGAUAAUUUUUGCUGUGACACAAGAAUUUCAGCCAGUUUACAAGGAGCUGAAGAAUUUGAUUCCAAAAUCUGCUGUGGGAACGCUGUCUUCAAACUCCAGUAAUGUGAUUCAACUGAUUAUCGAUGCGUACAAUUCAUUGUCUUCAGAAGUUAUUUUGGAAAACAGCAAAUUACCAAAAGAAGUGACAAUUGAAUAUAAAUCUUUUUGCAAGAACGGAGUGAAUGGUACAGGAGAUGAAGGAAGGAAGUGCUCGAACAUUUCAAUUGGAGAUGAGGUUAAGUUUGAGAUUAAAGUUACAGCCACCCAGUGUCCAGAAAAAGGGCAGAGUGAACCCAUUAGAAUCAAACCACUGGGUUUCACUGAAGAGGUAGAAAUUAAGCUGGAGUUCAUCUGUGAAUGCGAAUGUCACAAGGAAGGAAUUGCAGACAGCCCACUGUGCCAUAAUGGAACAUUUGAGUGUGGUGCUUGCAGGUGUAAAUCAGGGCGUAUUGGGAAAAACUGUGAAUGCAGCAUGGAUGAAGUUAACAGUGAAGAUAUGUCAGGCACCUGUAGAGCACAAAACAGUACAGAAAUAUGUAGCAACAAUGGAGAAUGCAUUUGUGGACAGUGCGUGUGCAAGAUAAGAGAUAACCCAAAUGAAAUAUACUCUGGCCAGUUUUGCCACUGUGAUAACUUCAACUGUGAUCGAUCUGAUGGCUUGAUUUGUGGAGGGCAUGGUGAAUGUAAAUGUCGAGAAUGCGAGUGCUGGCAAAACUACACGGGCUCUGCUUGCGAGUGUCCCCUGGAUACAACCCCAUGUGAAGCUGCUAAUGGGCAAAUCUGCAAUGGCAGAGGGACCUGUGAGUGCGGGGUCUGCAACUGCACGGAUUCCAAAUUCCAGGGACCUACGUGCGAGUUGUGUCAGACCUGUGUUGGAGUCUGUGCGGAGCACAAGGACUGUGUCCAGUGCAGAGCUUUUGGCAAAGGGGAAAAGAAAGAUAAAUGUCAAGAAGAAUGUUCACAUUUUAACAUGACACUGGUAGACCAUAGGGACAAGCUGCCACAGCCUGGUGACUUUGAUGCACAGACUCAUUGCAAAGAGAAGGAUAUUGAUGACUGCUGGUUUUACUUCACCUACUCAGUGGAAUCAAACAAACCCAUUGUCCAUGUGGUGAAAACACCAGAAUGUCCAACUGGCCCUGACAUCAUUCCCAUUGUUGCUGGUGUGGUUGCUGGAAUUGUUCUGAUUGGUCUUGCCUUAUUGCUGAUUUGGAAACUGCUCAUGAUAAUUCAUGACAGAAGAGAAUUUGCAAAAUUUGAGAAGGAAAAAAUGAAUGCAAAGUGGGAUGCGCAAGAAAAUCCAAUAUACAAGAGUCCUAUUAAUAAUUUCAAGAAUCCAAACUAUGGACGUAAAGCUGGUCUCUAAGUCUCCGGUGAAAAUCCUAUAUAUAAGAGUGCCGUGACAACUGUGGUCAAUCCGAAAUACGAGGGAAAAUGAAAAAAACUGCUUUGGAACUUCACAACACUGUAUGCAAUGUAGCAAUUUUGUAGUCACAGUAACUUAGCUUUAGGGCAAUACUGCAAUGAAUUUACUAAUUCAUUACAUGAGGUUUGUUUUCUAUGCAGAUUUUUAAAAUGUACAGUACAAUUUUAUUUUUUUGUGAAGGUUUUUGUUUUCUUUUAUGUGUGAAAUCAGUGCCAGGGGACUGACAGAAAACUUGAGACUGCAUAGCCCAUUCUGCUUAAGGUCACAUGGUGCCUUUUCAACCUUUCCCUCCUGUGACAGGAGUGAAAUGGCUGAAGCAAUCAGUAUGAGGGGCUCUGCCUAGCCAUUAAGUAUUAAUAUUAGACCAGUUUUAGCUUUACAGGUACAUCAGGGCUGCGGCUUGCAUAGUUUAUACAAGCCAGGUAAACGUAAAAAGUUCUAUUUAGAUUGUGAAUAAUGGAGUGUCUGCCUCAAGACUUACCUUAUUGGAUACAGUAAGCUGAAUGAGAUGGAAAUGUGAUGAAAAAGACAAUUUAAUAAGCUCUUAAGCAUUUUAAGUUGUCAAGAGGUUAUAAAGAGAGUAGAAGGACUAAUAGGUCUGAAACUAUAGCUUUAAUCAUGCCAUAUUUUUAUGCCAUGGCUGUACAGUAACCUAAAGUUUUUACUCUGUAAAUUCAUGUUGUGGGUUUUGGUACUGUGAAGUACCAGGACAUCAUCUAAAUGCAUAACGGCCUUAAUUUCAUUAGGUAUGUGCUUUUUGCUUUUUUAAAAAACCCUUUCUUGGUUUAAAGCCUGGUGCUUUGUCACCUUUUUGUGUAAUUGGUUGCAUUUUGGACAAGAUUACUGUCAAAACAACUUGAUUUUUCCCCUCCAGUUUUGGCUGUAAAUUUGCCUUUACCGUGUAGCUAAGAUUGCUUAACUGUCUUAACAUGACUCGGUCAGAAGAUAUGUAUAUUUGCCUCUGACCAUUCUGUCCAAUCAUAUCACGUUCUUAUUUUAAGUGCCUUUGAUUUUAACAAAUGUUCACUUUUUACAGUGCUAUUAUGGAAGUUAUUUAUUAAAUAAAAAAUUAAAUCAGA
This is a messenger RNA of Gekko japonicus, 3978 nucleotides long. It is a transcript of the gene ITGB1, whose product is annotated as integrin subunit beta 1. Gene Ontology annotation, biological process: cell-matrix adhesion; cell migration; cell adhesion mediated by integrin. The transcript is spliced from 17 exons. The record is from RefSeq and is a predicted model, not a curated record. Lineage: Eukaryota; Metazoa; Chordata; Lepidosauria; Squamata; Gekkonidae. Gene Ontology annotation, cellular component: integrin complex; cell surface; focal adhesion. Gene Ontology annotation, molecular function: laminin binding; C-X3-C chemokine binding; integrin binding. Bases 425 to 2839 code for a protein of 804 amino acids.